ACUUGUCCGUCGUGUUCUCUUGUCGUUAAAGUGAUUUACGACAAGGAAGCUUUUGCUAAAAACGCAGAAGAAGUUUCCAGGAAAGAGGAUACACAGCAGGCGAAACAAACUGCAUAGGUAAUAACUGGUUAAGGAUUCAAAACUCAGAAUGGCAGGUCGAGGAAGAGGGAGAGGCAAACCAGCGAUCUCCAUGUCGACAGACCAAUUAGGUAUUACAAAGGAGACACAACCUGCUCAAGUUUUGCAUCCACCUCCAAAAUUCCCACCCUUACUCUAUAAACCGAUUCCAUUCGGUAUUACUACCGAAUUAAGUUAUCUAUUUGAAUUAAAAAGGGAUUACGCUGAGACCAUGAGAGAAUCCGAAUACAACGUCCAACCAAUUGUCAUAAAAAAGGACAUAGAACGUUAUUCAGAUCGCUAUCUGGCGAUGGACACGACUGGUUACGAAUCAAGAUAUGAUUGGACAAGAAUGCCAGCAGAGUUGAAACCUUUUGGCAAGAAGCGCAAGGCCGCGGACAAGAAUGGCACUUCCAAGAAAAAGAGAAAAGAAGUGAAUAUUGAAGAAAAGUUAAAAGAACUCGAGAAGAAAGAAACUAAUCAGCUGUCCGAUGUUGAGGAAGAUGCUAAGGAAGAGGAAGAGACUGAAGAGAAAGAUCCUGACGAAGUCGUGGAAGAUGAUGAGGAGGAUGUUGAUGAGGAAAUGGACGAUGGGACCGAUUAUGUUAAUAAUUAUUUCGAUAAUGGGGAAGGCUAUGAUGAAGAAGAGGAUAAUAUGGACGAUGGACCUGUAUAUUGAGGGUAUCGUUUUAGCCUUUUUCUUCGGACUGGCGAUGGCAGAACUGCCUCCGUAUGUAGCUCGGGGAUGGCGUCCGCAUGGGCAAUCCUUUAAUCCGAGCAAAAAUCAAUUAGAAUCAU
Belonocnema kinseyi is the source of this 915-nucleotide messenger RNA. RefSeq names its product DNA-directed RNA polymerase III subunit RPC7-like (gene Polr3G). Bases 149 to 796 code for a protein of 215 amino acids. Gene Ontology annotation, cellular component: RNA polymerase III complex. The record is from RefSeq and is a predicted model, not a curated record. Gene Ontology annotation, biological process: transcription by RNA polymerase III. The transcript has 3 exons. NCBI's taxonomy places the organism in Eukaryota, Metazoa, Arthropoda, Insecta, Hymenoptera, Cynipidae.